Messenger RNA from Trichomycterus rosablanca, 1011 nucleotides. It is a transcript of the gene fdx1b, whose product is annotated as ferredoxin 1b. The record is from RefSeq and is a predicted model, not a curated record. Lineage: Eukaryota; Metazoa; Chordata; Actinopteri; Siluriformes; Trichomycteridae. The transcript has 4 exons. Gene Ontology annotation, molecular function: 2 iron, 2 sulfur cluster binding. Bases 122 to 619 code for a protein of 165 amino acids. Gene Ontology annotation, biological process: P450-containing electron transport chain.
AGGUUAGGUUUUAUCAUCAUUGUGUGUGUGUGUAUGUGUGUGUGUGUGUGUUCUGGUCUGUUGGUCUCUGGUGAUAUCGUCCAGUCCACACUGACCGUGUGAGGAGCAGCAGGUUCUCCUGAUGGCUCUGAGUGUGUGUGUGCGUCCACUGCUCUCCUCAAACCGACUCCUCUCACUGGUUCAAACUUUGGGCUUCAGGAACCUUCUGAGAUGUUUCAGCAGCAACCAGGAGCUCCAGAAGAGCAGUCCUCCAGGCUCUAAGGUGCAGUUACACUUUGUGAAUCAGAGCGGGAUUAAGACGAGCGUGACGGCGGCGGUGGGAGAAUCUCUGCUCGACAUCGUCGUGAAUAAAAACCUGCAGAUCGACGGUUUCGGUGCGUGUGAGGGAACUUUGGCAUGUUCUACGUGUCACCUGAUCUUCGAUGACUCCGUGUACGAGCGCUUGGAGCCGAUGGCCGAUGAGGAGAUGGACAUGCUCGAUCUGGCUUACGGACUCACCAAGAAAUCCCGGCUGGGCUGUCAGGUGAUGGUGGAGCCCUGGAUGGAUGGUAUGACAGUGUGUGUACCACAAGAGAUCAAAGAUCAACGAGUGAGUCAGGAGGCAAAGAACCAGCAGUAACACACACACACACACACACACACACACACUGUAACACACACAUUGCAACACACACACACACAAACACACUGUGACACACAUUGUAACACACACACUGUAACACACUGUAACACACGCUUUUACAUUGUAACACACACACUGCAACACACACACACAAACACACUGUGACACAUUGUAACACACACAUUGUAACACACUAUAAUAUUGUAACACACACUGAUACAUUGUAACACACACUGUAACAAACACUGUUACACACUAUUAUACACUGUAACACCGAGUGUUUUAUUAAAAGCAUCUUUAUUUGUAACAUUAACACAAAUAAAAUGAUACAACACAGACAUGUGUACUUCAUCAUCAUUAUACAAUUACAAUAAACACACACACACACA